Messenger RNA from Penicillium odoratum, 726 nucleotides. Its product is annotated as cysteine hydrolase family protein. Lineage: Eukaryota; Fungi; Ascomycota; Eurotiomycetes; Eurotiales; Aspergillaceae. Bases 1 to 726 code for a protein of 241 amino acids. The record is from RefSeq and is a predicted model, not a curated record. The transcript is spliced from 4 exons.
AUGAAGUUCCAAUUCUGGGCAUUGCUUGCCCUAGUACCCGGUCUCGUCGAUUCUACCGCCAUUGGGUAUUCAACCACAACCCCUUCUACAGUCACCAACUCUUCAUUGAGUUUUGGAUCUCACUAUGCUGUCCUAAAUCUGGAUUUGGUCAACGCCGUAAUGGAAAUCAUCAACACAACCUCCCAAGGAAAAGCGUUCAUCAAGAACACAGCUAAGUGGAUUGACGCUGUUCACAAACAAUCCCCUCCUCCGAUCAGCAUCUUCAGUCGCGUAUAUGCUUCGAAUAGCCUUAUGCCUGAGAUCGCCCCUUCUGUACCAUUUUACAGCGCCAUUGCUACCAUCGGCAACCUCACAGAGUCUGACGUAGCGUCGCAACUCUACCCAGCAUUUAAGCCGUUGCCCGAUUACGAUGUUGUCCUUCAAAAAACACGUUAUUAUGCAGGGACAGGCAACACGCUAGUUCAGAUUCUGCGAAAUCAAAAUAUCGACACGGUUAUCCUGUCUGGUAUUCGAACAUCUGGUGUGAUGCUUGCGACCGCUAUGCGGCUUUUUGAUCUCGACUUCAAUGUGUAUGUUAUCGCGAACAACACUAUUGAGGUGGGAGAAGAUGCAGCCAAAGUCAACGAUGCGAUUUUGCAGGGCAUUCUUCCAAAGAUGCCACUCAAUGUCAUUACCAUUGAGCAGGCUAUCGAUGCUCUGUCUCGGUCAAAGGCAACAUACUACUAG